Striga hermonthica is the source of this 486-nucleotide messenger RNA. Lineage: Eukaryota; Viridiplantae; Streptophyta; Magnoliopsida; Lamiales; Orobanchaceae. The record is from the annotation of a GenBank genome assembly.
AUGGCAGCUGCAGCUUCCACUUCAAUGGCGGCCACCGCCGUGUUGACUCACCGCCUCCCGGCGACAAGGAGCAGCGCCGUUUUCUGCCCCUUACCCCAACGCCCUUCUCUCUCGUCCGCCGCCCCGCUCAAGCUUCUGCUCAAAGAUUCCAGGAGGUCCUCUCAGCUCUUAGUUAAAGCCUCGUCAUCUGACGAGAGCCCUGCUGAUGCGAAUGAAUUGUUCACAGACCUGAAGGAAAAGUGGGAUGCCGUUGAGAACAAAUCGACUGUGCUUACUUAUGGUGGUGGUGCGAUUGUUGCUGUUUGGUUAGCGACCGUUGUUGUUGGUGCAAUUAACUCAGUCCCUUUGCUUCCAAAAGUCAUGGAAUUGGUUGGCUUAGGAUACAGUGGCUGGUUUGUAUACCGUUACCUUCUCUUCAAGUCAAGUAGAAAAGAACUGGCAUCAGACAUAGAAGCUCUGAAAAAGAAGAUUGCUGGGACAGAGUAA